Odobenus rosmarus divergens (Pacific walrus) is the source of this 5706-nucleotide messenger RNA. RefSeq names its product kinesin family member 1B (gene KIF1B). Bases 158 to 5470 code for a protein of 1770 amino acids. The record is from RefSeq and is a predicted model, not a curated record. Gene Ontology annotation, biological process: microtubule-based movement. The transcript is spliced from 47 exons. NCBI's taxonomy places the organism in Eukaryota, Metazoa, Chordata, Mammalia, Carnivora, Odobenidae. Gene Ontology annotation, molecular function: microtubule motor activity; microtubule binding; ATP binding.
CCGGACCCCCAGCGCCCCCGCGCGCCGCGGCGCCUGCUGACCCGGCCCGUCCGUCCGCCCGUCGGUCCGCAGCGCGGCUGAGGAAACUUGAACGUAACUUCAAAAGAAGAUUUGAUUCUUUAUUUCUGGACUGCAUAUAUAUAACAAGAUCAUCAGAAUGUCGGGAGCCUCAGUGAAGGUGGCUGUGCGGGUUCGGCCCUUCAAUUCUCGAGAGACCAGCAAAGAGUCCAAAUGCAUCAUUCAGAUGCAAGGCAACUCGACCAGUAUUAUUAACCCAAAGAACCCAAAGGAAGCUCCAAAGUCCUUUAGUUUCGACUAUUCCUACUGGUCUCACACCUCGCCUGAAGAUCCCUGUUUUGCAUCUCAAAACCGUGUGUACAAUGACAUUGGAAAGGAAAUGCUCUUACAUGCCUUUGAGGGAUAUAAUGUCUGUAUUUUUGCCUAUGGGCAGACUGGUGCUGGGAAAUCUUAUACAAUGAUGGGUAAACAAGAAGAAAGCCAGGCUGGCAUCAUUCCACAGUUAUGUGAAGAACUAUUCGAGAAAAUCAAUGACAACUGUAAUGAAGAAAUGUCUUACUCUGUAGAGGUGAGCUACAUGGAAAUUUACUGUGAACGAGUACGAGACCUGCUGAAUCCAAAAAACAAGGGUCAUUUGCGUGUGCGUGAACACCCACUUCUUGGCCCAUAUGUGGAGGAUCUGUCCAAGCUGGCAGUCACUUCCUACACAGACAUUGCUGACCUCAUGGAUGCUGGGAACAAAGCCAGGACGGUGGCAGCUACCAACAUGAAUGAAACAAGUAGCCGUUCCCAUGCUGUGUUUACCAUUGUUUUCACCCAGAAGAAACAUGAUACUGAGACCAACCUUUCCACUGAGAAGGUCAGUAAAAUCAGCUUGGUGGAUCUAGCAGGAAGUGAACGAGCUGAUUCAACUGGUGCCAAAGGGACUCGAUUAAAGGAAGGAGCAAAUAUUAAUAAAUCUCUCACAACUCUGGGCAAAGUUAUUUCAGCCUUGGCAGAGGUGAGUAAGAAGAAGAAGAAGACUGAUUUUAUUCCUUACAGGGAUUCUGUACUUACUUGGCUCCUUCGAGAAAAUCUAGGUGGCAAUUCUCGGACUGCAAUGGUUGCUGCUCUGAGCCCAGCAGAUAUCAACUAUGAUGAAACUUUGAGCACUCUGAGAUAUGCAGAUCGUGCAAAACAAAUUAAGUGCAAUGCUGUUAUCAAUGAGGACCCCAAUGCCAAACUGGUUCGUGAAUUAAAGGAGGAGGUGACACGGCUGAAGGACCUUCUUCGUGCUCAGGGCCUGGGAGAUAUUAUUGAUACAUCCAUGGGGUCCCUUACUUCAUCUCCAUCUUCCUGCUCACUCAAUAGUCAGGUGGGCUUAACAUCUGUGACCAGUAUUCAGGAGAGGAUCAUGUCUACACCUGGAGGAGAGGAAGCCAUUGAACGUCUAAAGGAAUCGGAGAAGAUCAUUGCUGAGCUGAAUGAGACCUGGGAAGAGAAGCUGCGUAAAACAGAGGCCAUCAGAAUGGAGAGAGAGGCCUUGUUGGCUGAGAUGGGAGUGGCCAUUCGGGAAGACGGAGGAACCCUGGGAGUUUUUUCACCUAAGAAGACCCCACAUCUUGUUAACCUCAAUGAGGACCCACUAAUGUCUGAAUGCCUGCUUUAUUACAUCAAAGAUGGAAUUACAAGGGUUGGCCAAGCAGAUGCUGAACGGCGCCAGGACAUCGUGCUGAGUGGGGCUCACAUUCAAGAAGAGCAUUGUAUCUUCCGGAGCGAGAGAAACAACAGUGGGGACGUUAUUGUGACCCUAGAGCCCUGUGAACGCUCAGAAACCUACGUAAAUGGCAAGAGGGUGGCCCAGCCCGUUCAGCUGCGCUCAGGAAACCGUAUCAUCAUGGGUAAAAACCAUGUGUUUCGUUUCAACCACCCGGAGCAAGCACGGGCAGAGCGGGAGAAGACUCCUUCUGCUGAGACCCCCUCUGAGCCUGUGGACUGGACAUUUGCCCAGAGAGAACUUCUGGAAAAACAAGGGAUUGAUAUGAAGCAGGAGAUGGAGAAAAGACUACAGGAGAUGGAGAUCCUAUACAAAAAGGAGAAGGAAGAAGCAGAUCUUCUCUUGGAGCAGCAGAGACUGGACUACGAGAGUAAGUUGCAGGCCUUGCAGAAGCAGGUUGAGACCCGCUCCCUCGCUGCAGAGACGACAGAAGAGGAGGAAGAGGAGGAAGAAGCUCCUUGGACACAACAUGAAUUUGAGCUGGCCCAGUGGGCCUUCCGGAAGUGGAAGUCUCACCAGUUUACUUCAUUAAGGGAUUUACUCUGGGGCAAUGCUGUUUACCUGAAGGAGGCCAACGCCAUCAGUGUUGAACUGAAGAAGAAGGUGCAGUUUCAGUUUGUUCUGCUGACGGAUACAUUGUACUCCCCUUUGCCUCCGGAAUUGCUUCCCACUGAGAUGGAAAAAACUCAUGAAGACAGACCUUUUCCUCGUACCGUGGUGGCAGUAGAAGUCCAGGAUCUGAAGAAUGGAGCGACACACUAUUGGUCUUUGGAGAAACUCAAGCAGAGGCUGGAUUUGAUGCGAGAGAUGUAUGACAGGGCAGGUGAGGUGGCCUCGGGUGCCCAGGAUGAAAGCGAAGCCACCGUGACUGGCAGUGAUCCGUUUUAUGACCGGUUCCAUUGGUUCAAACUGGUAGGAAGCUCCCCCAUUUUCCACGGCUGUGUGAAUGAGCGCCUUGCUGACCGCACACCCUCCCCCACUUUUUCCACGGCCGAUUCCGACAUCACUGAGCUGGCUGACGAGCAGCAAGAUGAAAUGGAGGAUUUUGAUGAUGAGGCGUUCGUGGAUGACACCGGCUCUGACGCAGGGACGGAGGAGGGAUCAGAUCUCUUCAGUGACGGGCAUGACCCGUUUUACGACCGAUCCCCAUGGUUCAUUUUAGUGGGAAGGGCAUUUGUUUACCUGAGCAACCUGCUGUAUCCUGUGCCCCUGAUUCAUAGGGUGGCCAUUGUCAGUGAGAAAGGUGAAGUACGGGGAUUUCUGCGUGUGGCUGUGCAGGCCAUUGCAGCGGAUGAAGAAGCUCCUGAUUAUGGUUCCGGAAUUCGACAAUCAGGAACAGCUAAAAUAUCUUUUGAUAACGAGUACUUUAAUCAGAAUGACUUUUCUUCAGUUGCAAUGACUCGUUCUGGUCUGUCCUUGGAGGAACUGAGGAUUGUGGAAGGGCAGGGUCAGAGUUCUGAGGUCAUCACUCCUCCAGAAGAAAUCAAUCGAAUGAAUGACUUGGAGUUGAAGUCAGGCACUUUGCUGGAUGGUAAGAUGGUCAUGGAAGGGUUUUCUGAAGAGAUCGGCAACCACCUGAAACUGGGCAGUGCCUUCACUUUCCGAGUAACUGUGCUACAGGCCAGUGGGAUCCUCCCCGAGUAUGCAGAUAUCUUCUGUCAGUUCAACUUUUUGCAUCGCCAUGACGAAGCAUUCUCCACUGAACCCCUCAAAAACAAUGGCAGAGGAAGUCCUCUGGGCUUUUAUCACGUGCAGAAUAUUGCGGUGGAGGUCACUGAAUCAUUUGUGGACUAUAUCAAAACCAAACCGAUAGUAUUUGAAGUCUUUGGGCAUUAUCAGCAGCACCCACUUCAUCUCCAAGGACAGGAACUUAACAGCCCACCUCAGCCAUGUCGUCGCUUCUUCCCUCCGCCCAUGCCGCUCUCCAAGCCAGUUCCAGCCACCAAGUUAAACACCAUGAGCAAAACCAGCCUUGGCCAGAGCAUGAGCAAGUAUGAUCUUCUGGUUUGGUUUGAGAUCAGUGAACUGGAGCCUACAGGAGAGUACAUCCCAGCUGUGGUUGACCACACAGCAGGCUUGCCCUGCCAGGGGACGUUUUUGCUCCAUCAGGGCAUCCAGCGAAGGAUCACAGUGACCAUCAUCCAUGAGAAGGGGAGUGAACUCCAUUGGAAGGAUGUUCGUGAGCUGGUGGUAGGCCGGAUCAGGAAUAAGGCUGAGGUGGAUGAGGCUGCGGUUGAUGCCAUCCUCUCUCUAAAUAUUAUCUCUGCCAAGUACCUGAAGUCCUCCCACAACUCCAGCAGGACCUUCUACCGUUUCGAGGCCGUGUGGGACAGCUCCCUCCAUAACUCUCUCCUUCUGAACCGAGUGACGCCCUAUGGGGAAAAGAUCUACAUGACCUUGUCAGCGUACCUAGAGUUGGAUCAUUGCAUCCAGCCAGCGGUCAUCACCAAGGACGUGUGCAUGGUCUUCUACUCCCGGGACGCCAAGAUCUCACCUCCACGCUCUCUGCGCAGCCUCUUCGGCAGUGGCUACUCAAAGUCACCAGACUCCAAUCGAGUCACUGGAAUUUAUGAACUCAGUUUAUGCAAAAUGGCAGACACGGGUAGUCCAGGCAUGCAGAGGAGGAGAAGAAAAAUCUUGGAUACAUCUGUGGCCUAUGUGCGGGGAGAAGAGAACUUAGCAGGCUGGCGGCCCCGCGGGGACAGUCUCAUCCUAGAGCACCAGUGGGAGUUAGAGAAGCUGGAGCUCCUUCACGAGGUGGAAAAAACUCGCCACUUCCUGCUGCUGCGUGAGAGACUUGGUGACAGCAUCCCCAAGUCCCUGAGUGACUCGUUGUCCCCCAGCCUCAGCAGUGGGACCCUCAGCACCUCUACCAGCAUCUCCUCUCAGAUCUCUACCACCACCUUUGAAAGCGCCAUCACCCCCAGUGAGAGCAGCGGCUACGACUCGACAGACAUUGAAAGCCUGGUGGAUCGAGAGAAGGAGCUGGCUACCAAGUGCCUGCAACUUCUCACUCACACCUUCAACCGGGAGUUCAGCCAGGUGCACGGCAGCAUCAGUGACUGUAAGUUGUCUGAUAUCUCUCCUAUCGGACGGGAUCCCUCUGUGUCCAGUUUCAGCAGUGCGACCCUCACUCCCUCCUCCACCUGCCCUUCUCUGGUAGAGGCUAGGAGCAACUCUCUGGAUCAGAAGACCCCAGAAGCCAAUUCCCGGGCCUCUAGUCCCUGCCCAGAAUUUGAACAGUUUCAGAUCGUCCCAACUGUGGAAACACCUUAUUUGGCCCGAGCAGGAAAAAAUGAAUUUCUCAAUCUUGUUCCAGAUAUUGAAGAAAUUAGACCAGGCUCCGUGGUCUCUAAGAAAGGAUACCUGCAUUUCAAGGAGCCACUUUACAGCAACUGGGCUAAACAUUUUGUCGUGGUCCGUCGCCCUUAUGUCUUUAUCUAUAACAGCGACAAGGACCCAGUGGAGCGUGGCAUCAUUAACCUGUCCACAGCACAGGUGGAAUAUAGCGAGGACCAGCAGGCCAUGGUGAAGACACCGAACAUCUUUGCUGUAUGCACAAAGCACCGUGGGGUCCUUUUACAGGCUCUCAAUGACAAAGACAUGAAUGACUGGUUAUAUGCCUUUAACCCACUCCUUGCUGGCACGAUACGGUCAAAGCUCUCUCGCAGGUGCCCCAGCGACCCGAAGUGCUAAGGGACCCUGCCGAGCGUCCUCACUCGCCUUCAAGACAUAAAGAAAGUGUUGCUGCUUCCUUCUCUCUCUGAUUCUUGAUGGCCCCUCUCGUGUGUAAGCCUGUGGGGUAACUGCUUUCCCUCCUGUCAGCACUCUUGCUAGCUCUCCUGGUCCCCGUCUCCAUUGCUCUGUACCCUUCUCUUUUUUCUUGUGCUGAGAAUCUUGGUAGUAGCAUGUGGCCUAACAAAAGGGAGAAA